GGGAACAUGCGCAGUUUUCCCAUGCGCCCGGCGCUCCUGGUGGCGCUGGGCGCUCUGCUGGCACCGGGAGCAGGGUCUGCGAAGGUCCAAAGUCCCAUAGCCGCCAACGGCCAGCAGCAGUGGGGGGACCUGCGCGACCUGGAUGCGGGGGAGCUGUUAGCCGAAGAUGCGGAAGAGGGGGAGGAGCAGGAGUGCUUCGAGCUUCGGGACCAGAACCGGGGAGAGGCAGAGCAGCUCUUUCGACUAGAGCGGAUGGCCGCCGAGCAGGACACAGCGAUCGCCCGAUUGAAGCAGAAAGUGCGAGA
Molecule: messenger RNA, 305 nt
Organism: Symbiodinium sp. CCMP2456
Lineage: Eukaryota; Dinophyceae; Suessiales; Symbiodiniaceae
Source: the annotation of a GenBank genome assembly